AUCAACGGUCUUCCGUACUCUUCCCUGCCACGUCACCGAUCCGCGCACUGUCACACCCUCAAACGAAUACCACCCAUUCAUUUUCCCAACAAAUCAACGCUCAAUAUUCCCCCAUUCAUCUCUCUCACCGUUCUCGCACACACCGCAAGUUCAAAAUCCCACACCGCUCCCUCCAACGUUUCCACCACCAUCAAAGAAGGCCACCAGAAAGUCCGCUCCGGCUACCGGCAGCUUGAAGAAGCCCCACCAUUUCAGGCCCAGCACGGUGGCUUCUCAUCUGCGCCAUUCACGCCAAGCGCGUCACCAUCAUGCCCAAGGACAUUCAACUCUGCUGGAUGCCCACAACUCAAACGACGCUGUUGGCACCGCCCUUAAGCUGCAGGUCCUCCCCGUCGCUCUGCUCUUCCUCUUCUACUCCCUCCUCCCUCUCCUCCUCGCUCUCCCCUCCCCCUUGCUCUCCCUCGUUGCCUCCUUCGCCUUGGCCCUAGAGUUCCUCCUUUUCUACCUUCAGCGCAAAGAUCCCACCGGCGUCGAGAAUUGCUACUACGACCUCUUCCUCCUCCACAUCGCCCUCUGCUUCUUAUGCACUCUCCUCCACGUCAGAUCUCCCCUCUCCCAUUUCCCCACACUCUCGGCUUCAUUCUCCAGGGCACUUGGCUCCUCCAAAUGG
This is a messenger RNA of Cajanus cajan (pigeon pea), 670 nucleotides long. NCBI's taxonomy places the organism in Eukaryota, Viridiplantae, Streptophyta, Magnoliopsida, Fabales, Fabaceae. The record is from RefSeq and is a predicted model, not a curated record.